Molecule: messenger RNA, 1801 nt
Organism: Molossus molossus (Pallas's mastiff bat)
Lineage: Eukaryota; Metazoa; Chordata; Mammalia; Chiroptera; Molossidae
Gene: ZSCAN30
Product: zinc finger and SCAN domain containing 30
Biological process (GO): regulation of transcription by RNA polymerase II
Molecular function (GO): RNA polymerase II cis-regulatory region sequence-specific DNA binding; DNA-binding transcription factor activity, RNA polymerase II-specific
Source: RefSeq, a predicted model, not a curated record
GAGCUUCCUGAAGAACUGGAAUUAAGAAGAAAUCUCUCAAACACAGAUCUCUAUCCCCUCCCAGUCUCCAGUCUCAGCUGGGAAACCUUUUCAGACUGUCUCCGACUAGGAUGUCAGGACAGGCUGAAGCUUUGGCCUAUCAUGCUCCAAAAGAACAAGAAAGACUUAUAAGUGUGAAGGUUGAAGAAGAGAAUUAUGUUUGGGGGCAGGACUUUGGCCUUCAGGGAAACACCUGGAACCAGGAGACCUAUCACCAGCGGUUCAGGCAGUUUGGUUACUCUGACUCCGCUGGGCCGGAGGCUCCGAGCCGGCUCCGGGAGCUUUGCUCUCAGUGCCUGAGACCAGAGGUACACACCAAGGAGCAGAUUCUGGAGCUGCUGGUGCUGGAGCAGUUCCUGGCUGUCCUGCCAGAGGAGCUGCAGGCCUGGCUGGGAGAGCACCGUCCAGAGAAUGGAGAGGAGGCUGUGACUAUGCUGGAGGAGCUGGAGAAAGAGCUUGAUGAACCAAGGCAACAGGACACAGCUCAUAGCUAAGGAAUAAUCUGGAAGGAAGUGACAUCCAUGGGAGCACUGAAGUCUCUGAGUAUCCAGCUCCAGCCCUUGGAGAAUCAGUGCAAGAGUGAGACUCAGGAGCCCCAGGCUUUUCAUGAGAGAGGUGGCAAGCUGGUGGCUGGCAAAGCAUUGACAGCAAAGCCAGAAGUUAUUGAAUAUGUAACAGCAGCAGCCAUGAUAUCCCCAGGAAGACUCCUUGGGGAAACCCCCUCAGGACAGGUAGUUGAAGAAGCUUUGGGAGGUCUAGACUUUAAGAAGCCAACAGAAAAUGCUGCAAGGAACAAAAUGAAUCAGCUCCCUUACCAGGAAAGACAGUUUAGUCUGCCAACAUUCAACAAGAAAAUCUCCACAGAAGAGGAUGUCCUUGAAUGUGAUGGAAGUGGAGGCAGUCUCGGUCUGAACUCAAACGUUCUAACACAACAGAGACGUCACACUGGGGGAAAGCGCGACGAGUGCUUGGACUGUGGGAAAACGUUUUGCCAGAGCUCAAGGCUGAUUAGACAUCAGAGAAUUCAUACUGGAGAGAGACCGUAUGCAUGUAAAGAAUGUGGCAAAGCCUUUAGUUUGAGCUCAGACCUUGUUAGACAUCAGCGAAUCCAUAGUGGAGAAAAACCCCAUGAAUGUUGUGAAUGUGGAAAAACUUUCAGGGGCAGCUCAGAGCUCAUCAGGCAUCGGAGAAUUCACACUGGAGAGAAACCUUAUGAAUGUAGUGAAUGUGGGAAAGCUUUCAGCCGGAGCUCAGCUCUUAUUCAGCAUAAGAAAAUUCACACUGGAGACAAAGGCUAUGAAUGUAUGGAAUGUGGUAAGGCUUGAAUGUAUUGAUGUAGUAGAAGCUCUAUCCUUAUUGAACAUCAAAGAAUUCACCCUGGAGAGAAACCUUAUGAAUGUAACAAAUGUGGAAAAUCCUUCAAUCAGAGCUCAGCCCUCACUCAGCACCAGAGAAUUCACACUGGGGAGAAACCUUAUGAAUGUAGUGAAUGUAGGAAAACAUUUAGGCAUAGGUCAGGCCUUAUGCAGCAUCAGAGAACUCACACCAGAGUUUAACUAUGGGUAUGAGCUCUACAGUUGUGAAAUACAAGGUAUUCACAUUGGGAUGAGACUACAAAAGACAGAAGUUUUCUGAGAGCAGAGCUCCUGUCCUUCCAGCCCAGUUCGGUAUUUUAAGAGUAGCUUAAUACAAAGAUGGUGAAGUGCUGAGUGGGCACCUUCACAGUAAGUCCAGGAUUGGGGCAGAGAUUCUGAGAGAGCUC